AAGAUAUGUUUUUGGUUUGAUGAACUGAGGUUGUGCAAGAAAUUCCCUUUGUGAUAAUCUAGUAUUCAUUAAUUCAAGGCUAUCAAGUUGGAUAUUGACCCAUUUUUGCUUUCUUUUAAAUGUCCUUGAUAUUUAUGGGUGUUGAAUAAUAGUUGAGUUGACUGACCUAUGAAUAAACUUUUCAAAAUUCCACAAGUUAAAAAAUGGAUGUGAUGUUGCUGUGGAACUAGUUAAAGCCUAAAGGAGAGGUACACUUUUGUUGGUGUCAUCAAUGAGAUAUUGAUUGGUACUGAGGUUUAUAUUUAGCAGUCAUGGAUGCUGAUUCAGCUGCAGCAUUUAAUGAUCAGAAGGAAAAAUUGAAUACUUUUCUUGAGAUUGCCAAUACAGAAAAGCAACUGUUAACAUCAAUCUACUCUAAAGGCCUGUUGCACAAAGAUGUCCAAGAAUUGUACCACAAAGCCCGUGCCAGCUAUGAGAAUAUUAUUGUAAAUAAUUAUGAAGUAGUGGGGCUUCAGGAAGUUGAAUUCUCUCUGUGGAAACUUCACUAUAAACACAUUGAUGAGUUCCGUAAAAGGAUUCGGCAGGCUAAUGCUGAGAAAAAGAAAAUUGAAACACACGAAGGUGAUUCAAGUGCUACCCGAGAGAUUGACAAUCAUAUGGAAGGGCUCAAGUCAUUUCUGUCUGAAGCUACUGAGUUCUAUCAGGAGUUAACUAAAAAACUCAGACAAAGUUGUGGGCUCCCCAGGGAACUGUUACUCUGUAAGAAUGGUAGCAUGUCACUUCCUCUUGUACCCAUGAAGCUGCCUCAAUGCCAAUAUGCAUGCCACCGUUUUCUAAUUUGUCUGGGAGACCUGGCCAGAUAUGGUGAACUUUGCAAGAAACCGGAUGCAUUUAAGUGGUCUUUAGCAGCCACAUACUACUUUGAGGCAUCUAGGAUAUGGCCAGACAGUGGAAAUCCUCAUAAUCAGCUAGCACUAUUGGCAACAUACACUGGUGACCCUUUCCUUGCCUUAUACCAUUGCGUCAGAAGUUUAGCUGUUAAGGAACCAUUCCCUGAUGCCUGGAACAACCUUAUGCUACUCUUUGAAGAGAACAGGUCAUCUAUUUUGCAUUCAUAUUCUAGUGGAGCUUGCCUUGAUUUGCUAAAACCUUCAGUGUGGUGUUCCAUGGAUGCUAUAAAUCGCGCAACCAGUGGUUCCUUAAACAAGAAUAUGCCAGAAGCCGCUGAAACUGUUACCUCUGGAAAAGCUGAUAUAUGGCUUCUGUUUGUCAGAUUGAUGAGUUUCUUUCUCGUGUACUCCAGCUUGGAAGACUUUCAAUCUACUCUUGCAUCUACUGUGCGACAAUUGGAAGGCCUGGUGGUAAUGGAUGAUGAUGAAUUAAAGGCUUCUCUAGAGUCUUACCAGUUAAUGGAUCUAUCGAGAAGAGGCCCUUAUCGUGCUCUUCAACUUGUCUCUGUUUUCAUCUUUAUCUUCCAUAGCCUGACUGAGAGUGAGGAUGGCUUGGAUCCAAAGAACAAGCAGCAAUCUGCAUUGACAGAGCUGGCAGUAGCUGCUACUUUUAUUUGUGCUGGUCGCCUUGUUGAGAAAGCUGCAACAAGAAAUAGCACACAAACUUGCCCCCUUUUACCCACCGUCUGUGUGUUUGUAGAGUGGUUAGUUAACAUACUUGAUAGAGCAGAAGUAGACGCAAGAGAUGAAAAGGUCCAGAGUGCUAUAUCUUACUUUUUUGGUGCUUUAGCUGAUCUUCUGAACCGGCUUGAUCCUUGUGAGAAUGAACUUGCUCUAGAAAGUACUGCUCUUUGGGAAGACCAUGAACUGAAGGGGUUUCAUCCCAUGGCCCAUGCUCACAAGUCUUUGGACUUCACGAGCCAUUUGGAAUGCAUUGAUAAUUUCAGUAGUAAGAGUGUGUGUCGUUCACAGCGUAUCUUUCGUGCAGCAUCUAAACUGGCUAACAGAUCCAGUCACUCAAGAAAAUGGAUCUCUUAUGAUAAAACAGACAAAAGAUUCCACAUCAUGGACUCAGAAUUAGCAGAUAGGGGAAAGCCAGGCGUAGCUGAAUCUGUUUCGACUCUUCCGCUAAAAGAGACCUAUCAAAAUAAUUGUGGAAUGGCAAUGGAAAACGGAGAGAGUCAAGAUCAUCCUUGUCUCAGCGGCCAAUCCAUUACCACAGAUGAGGAAGAAGUCAUUCUUUUCAAGCCCAUCACUAGACAUAACUCAGAACCAAUAUAUACAUCAGGCACUUCAUGUGAUCAAUUCUCCAUCAAUGUUAUCAAUGGAACUGCGGCUUCUGAUGAAUCCUUGCGCCGUGCCACAUCGUUGAUUUCUGAGCAAAGCAAUCCACAGAAUGAUAUUUUCAGUUUCCGUCCAGAAAGUACAAACUUGAGGUACAACAAGCCACUCAAGCAAUCUGCAGCUUUCCCUGCUGGACCUCCAUCUCUGAAUGCUUGGGUCCUUGAGAAGGAAAGUCCAAGAAAUGAGAGGGGACCAAGGGAAUUAAAUAGGCAGCAGUUAAGCCCAAUUGAUGAACUAGCUUCUGAAUCUUUAUCUGGUCUCUCCUUGAAUGAAACUAGAGAUCACAACGUUCGUUCCAUGCCAGUUUCUGCAGCUAUUCAUGAUACUCCUCCGUAUGUCACUCCAGUCCCCUCAGCUCCACUGUUACCGGAAGAUGCAUCUUGGUUUAAGGGAAACUCAUCAGUUUUCCCUAACAAGAGUGCAUUUGGGACCAAGGAAGGGGAUGGUAUUCUUGGUGCAUCACCAGUGGGGGGAUACUCAAGUCCAUCUACAGUUCGUGGACCACUUGAUUUUGUUGCAGGUGCUCCACGCUUUGUUGAGGGGUACCCACCAUUACUUGGAAUGAGUUCAUCUGAAUGGCUGUAUCACUACAGAAACAGUCAAAACUUCGAGCGAGUCAGCAAUCUGGUAUGGCCUGUUCACUCAAACGCACCAGCAACCUAUGGAAAUCUGAACGCGACCAAUCUUACCAGGUUUGAUGUCUUAGAUCAGUGGGGAAAUCACUUGGCUUCUAGUCCCAUGGUGUACUUGGAGAGCCCGCAGUUGCAUCCAAGUCCUCCUCUUGCCUAUGGUGCAGAAGAACAAAUAAUCGAUAAACAUUUUCUUGGUUACCAAAGAGCAUCCCCGUAUGUAUGUGGCACUGGAAUGGACUUUAGACAGGAGCAGCCAACACUUCUUAACUAUCUCAAAGAGAGAGAACGGCAAAUACCACCAGAGUCUCAAUAUAAAGGUCCUAAUUUUAUGGGAAACUAAGCUCUAUGAAUACUCAUUAUCUAUCAGGCAUUUUUCCACCUGCAUUGCCUUAAUUCUCAACUUAUAAAUACAUGAAUUGCGGCAUCACAAACUUUGUAAGUGUGAAAUGUGUACCAAUUUAGAUGGAUGAUUUGAAAUAUAGAAAU
Messenger RNA from Solanum verrucosum, 3412 nucleotides. RefSeq names its product nonsense-mediated mRNA decay factor SMG7-like. The transcript is spliced from 6 exons. The record is from RefSeq and is a predicted model, not a curated record. Gene Ontology annotation, molecular function: telomeric repeat DNA binding; telomerase RNA binding; protein binding. Gene Ontology annotation, biological process: nuclear-transcribed mRNA catabolic process, nonsense-mediated decay. Lineage: Eukaryota; Viridiplantae; Streptophyta; Magnoliopsida; Solanales; Solanaceae. Bases 312 to 3266 code for a protein of 984 amino acids. Gene Ontology annotation, cellular component: telomerase holoenzyme complex.